Messenger RNA from Cydia amplana, 1531 nucleotides. RefSeq names its product transcription initiation factor IIA subunit 1 (gene TfIIA-L). Gene Ontology annotation, biological process: transcription initiation at RNA polymerase II promoter; transcription by RNA polymerase II. The record is from RefSeq and is a predicted model, not a curated record. Gene Ontology annotation, cellular component: transcription factor TFIIA complex. The transcript has a single exon. NCBI's taxonomy places the organism in Eukaryota, Metazoa, Arthropoda, Insecta, Lepidoptera, Tortricidae. The coding region runs from base 379 to 1365 and encodes 328 amino acids.
UGGCCACUGUGACCAGAGACAAUAUUCGUAAUCUGGCAAAUUCUGCAUUUGGUUUGUAGGUUAUGUUUAGUGGUGAAUUGUCAAAUUUAGUGUUAAAUAUUUUCUUGGAAAUCUUAUAGAUAUGGAGUGGACUAAAUCCGAACGUUUUACUUAUUAGUAAUCGUGAGAUUUUGAACCUCAUUGAAUUGGACCUGAAAUUGUAAUCGUUUCGUCAUAAUGGCUGUGUAGAUUGCAGUGUCGCUUGACAUUGAGAUGUGAAUCAGAAAGUUGAUACGCAUUUUUGUAUAGAAUAGCUAUCAUCGUUGUGAGCGUAUAAUAGUUCUUAUGCAUCACGAAUGAUACCAGUUCACAACUCUUGAGUACACCAAUUAUAUCAAGAUGACGUCGAGUCAACUGUCCGUUAUUAAACUUUACAAUACCGUAGUAGAUGACGUUAUAGCCGGAGUGCGGGACUGUUUCUUAGAUGACGGUGUGGAUGAGCAAGUGCUGCAGGAGUUAAAACAGUUAUGGAAGACCAAAUUAACCGACAGUGGCGCGUUGGACCCGCCUCCAUUGGAACCGGCGAUGCCACCGCCACCAGUGUUACAAAAUUUCCAAAAAGCAAAUGGGAGCAAUGCGAUACAAAAACGUAUUCCGGAUGCGCAUAUGGCGCAGAGCUCGAGCCAUCAAAGUUCAGGCGCGGAGCAUGGAGCACCCGGCCCCAACUUGGCCGGCACUCAUCCCCACGUUUUAGACCCCAGCAAUAAAGUUCCAGUGCAAUUGACUCUUCCGGCGCAGCCUGGUGUUCCAGGAUCGCAACCACGUUCUUUCACUAUUCAAAUUCCAGCCUCGGCUCUUAACGGUAACAAACUUCAUCAGGUAUUGACUGGGCCCAUAAUCAAUGCAACAAUUAGUUUACCUCAGCCGCUAGCUGCAACUCUUCUUCAGCAACAUAUUAAUUCUGCACUAGCAGCGCAACAAAAUGAGUUUGAUGGUGGAGGGGGCGGCAGGAGCAGUGCUGCCCCAUUUUCCCUAGAUGGAGCACUGGAUUCUUCAGACGAUGAAGGCUCAAAUGGAGGUGAGGGCUCAGAUGAUGCAGCAGGGGAUGAUGAUGAUGAUGAGGAAUCUGGAGAAGAGCCAGCAGAGGAGGAGGAGGAGGAGCGGGAUGAGGAUGGUGGAGCUGAGGAGGAGCCCCUCAACUCGGGCGACGAUGUGUCCGAUGAAGAGCCCGGUGACAUGUUUGAUACAGAUAAUGUUGUUGUAUGUCAGUAUGACAAAAUUACUCGCAGUCGCAACAAGUGGAAGUUUUACUUAAAAGAUGGGAUAAUGAAUUUAGCUGGAAAAGAUUAUGUCUUUCAAAAAGCCAACGGAGAUGCAGAGUGGUGAAACAUUCUCCUACCAAAAAUACAAGUUGUGUGUAUUUUAAUCUGUAAGGUGUCUCAUGACUAGAAUAAUUCUUACCAAAUGAAAAUGUUUUACGGCAAGUGGUGAUCAAUAAUAUAUAUAAAUGUCUCAUGUGGUUAAUAGUGGACAUAUUGGCUUUUAUCAGGGA